UCUUGAAUUUUGCUGUUCUGAUCAUCAUGAGAAUCAGUGUGAAGAGUUUGUUUCCAGUCUUGUCUGUCGCUGUGGUGUUUUUCUAUAUGAACUCUGUCAAUUGGAAAAUCCAAACACAAGAGAAGCAGCUUCACCAAGUCCAGCAGAACUUCUCAUUACACAGCGAACUUCUCCUCAAGAAGCUGGACAAACUGGAGGCUCAUUUAUAUGCUGUGGAAGAGAAAAGCCUCAAAGUGAGAAAUGAAAAGAAGUCAGCGAAGAAGCUGUUUCCAAACUCUGAUCUCUUCAAAAAAUGGACUGUGGAACUUUCUGAGGACGAUCAGAGGAAGGCUGAGGAUCUCUUUCAGAAAUACGGCUAUAAUGCCUUCCUCAGUGACCAGAUGCCUCUGGAUCGGGAGCUGCAGGACACUCGAGACCACAGAUGCAUUGGACGUGAAUAUCCACACAAUCUGCCCACCAUCAGCGUGGUGCUGAUUUAUCUGGAUGAGGCUCUGUCUGUCAUUCAAAGAGCCAUUUGCAGCAUCAUCAACAGAACUCCAGCCCACCUGCUGAAAGAGAUCAUACUGGUGGACGACCACAGCAAAAAUGAAGAGCUGAAGACACAGCUGCAUGUUUAUAUCAGCUCCAUCAAUGAGAAGCACCCAGGCCUGGUGAAGAAGGUGACCCAUCCAGAGCAGAAAGGCCUGUCCCAGGCCAGAAUCGCAGGCUGGAAGGCUGCCACCGGGGAUGUGGUUGCCAUUUUGGACGCCCACAUUGAGGUCCAUGUCAAAUGGGCGGAGCCUCUGCUUGCACGUAUCCAGGCUGAUCGCACGCUGGUCCUGAGCCCCGUGUUUGACAGAGUGAAUUACUAUGACUUGGAAGUGAUCAAGUAUCCCCCCUCUGCUCAUGGUUUUGACUGGGCUCUCUGGUGCAUGUACAUGCCUUUCCCACAGAAGUGGUACGAUCAAAAGGACCCUUCACAGCCAGGAAAGAGUCCCUCUGUAAUGGGAAUACUCGUGGUUGAUCGUCUGUUCUUUGGAGAGAUUGGGAGUCUGGAUGGAGGGAUGCAGGUGUACGGAGGAGAGAAUGUUGAAUUAGGAAUACGGGUGUGGCUUUGUGGAGGAAGUAUAGAGAUUGUUCCCUGCUCUAAAGUUGCCCACAUUGAAAGGGCGCACAAACCCUACAUGCCUGACCUUAGCAAUGUAAUGAAGAGAAAUGCCCUCAGAGUGGCAGAAGUUUGGAUGGACGAAUACAAGAGAAAUGUCCACAUCGCCUGGGGUGUCCCCAUACAGAAUCAUGGAAUAGACAUCGGUGAUGUUUCAGAGAGAAAGAAACUGAGAGAGAGGCUGAAAUGCAAACCAUUCAAAUGGUAUCUGGAAAAUGUCUAUACUGCAUUAAAUCCCACAAAUAUACUUGCUUAUGGAGCGCUGAUUAAUGAUCUACAAACAAGUUUAUGUUUGGAUAAGGGGCCAGUUGAGGAGAAUAUUCCCAUUUUAUAUCCAUGUCAUUUCUCUACCUCACAGGUAUUUUACUAUACAGCAAGUGGUGAGAUACUUGCUGAUCCCCUGCCGUCCCUUUUACAUGAUCGGAGCCGCUGUCUAAUUGAUCCCGGCUCAGGCAGAUUUCCAGAGCUGUCCUGGUGUUCAGACACUGAAAAACCAAAACACAUGUACUGGGAUUUCAAACAGGGACAGGCCAUACAGAACAGAGAAACCAAACGCUGUCUGGAGAUCAACGCUGAGCAGAAUGAAAAAUAUGAAAAAAACGUUUUUAUUCAGGAGUGCAGAAACCAGCACUGGAGGAUACAACAUUUAAUUCAGGACUUAUGAAACGCAAGAAAAUCAAUUUAGAUAAACGCAGCUGACACGCUGGAGCCUGCUGGAGAAACAUCACAGAUAGUGUUGGUGCUAAAAAUGUGAAUGCAGCUACGCACUGAAAGAAAUUAGGUACUAAAAAUGUACUUGCUGUUACAUUUGUAAAUUAUCAGUUCAAGGGAAGUAGGGAGUGUGACGCCAUUUCUUUUGCAUAUAUCGUUUGUUCUAUGUUUUGGGUUAAGGGAGUAAGGGAAGUUGUAUUUUUCUUCUGAUGUGUUUUCUUUUUUCUUUUUUUUAAGGGAAUUUAGAUGGAACUAAAUUUUUGUUUGUUAUUUUGGCCUUGUCCACUCCUGAAUUGUAUCUGUUUGUUUCUGAUUUUCAUUAUAAUUUUGUCAAUCUAUUUUUGUUUGAUAUUAUCUUAUUUCUGAGUGAGCGCACAUUCAUUUAUGUUAUAGCUGGCCUUAGGCGGCCGUAACAAAUUUUAAAAUCAAAAAUCAAAAUAAAACACAGGAAAAUUUUACUUGCAUGUCAUGUGACUGUUAACUGACAUCAGAGAUCUGUGAAAAUGUGAAUGUGCUGUUAAACUAUUGAAAUAUUUAGAAAUGGUUUCAUGCUUCUAUAUAGUCUGCCCUAUUACUAACAGCCCUCCAUGGGGCAUGUUGUCACAAAAUGUCAAUGUCUAUUAAAGGAAUAACCAAAAA
Molecule: messenger RNA, 2494 nt
Organism: Ctenopharyngodon idella (grass carp)
Lineage: Eukaryota; Metazoa; Chordata; Actinopteri; Cypriniformes; Xenocyprididae
Product: probable polypeptide N-acetylgalactosaminyltransferase 8
Exons: 11
Coding region: 27-1808 (593 amino acids)
Cellular component (GO): Golgi apparatus
Source: RefSeq, a predicted model, not a curated record